This is a messenger RNA of Phytophthora sojae, 459 nucleotides long. RefSeq lists its product as hypothetical. Bases 27 to 311 code for a protein of 94 amino acids. The transcript has a single exon. Lineage: Eukaryota; Oomycota; Peronosporomycetes; Peronosporales; Peronosporaceae. The record is from RefSeq and is a predicted model, not a curated record.
CAAAGACUCACAACACCAAAGACCCAAUGUGCAUCCCUUGCUGCUGCGACGACGGCCCCGGACCUGACGGGUGCUGCGAUCUGUGCGGCCCCGGCCCCUGCUGCGACUGCGGAGGCCCUUGCUGCGGAGACUGCUGCGGAGACUUGGACUGCUGCCUCUGCGGAGCUCUGACUGCCUGCUGCUGCUGCGGAGGUGGCGGUCGCGACCGCCAUGACCGAGGCCCUCCUCCGCCCGAGAGCGUUGUGUACGUGAACCCCGUGGUUGUUCAGGGAGGCCCUCCCCCGCCGCCGCCCCACCGCGGCUACUACUGAGCUGAGCGUGAAGAGCUUAGAGAAACGAAGGGAUCAAGAGAAGCUGAACGCGAUUCCAGCCACGACCACCUACCACUGCGUGUGUACACUAGAGCAGCUCAAACGGAAGCUCCCCCACUCGUGAAUCCACGAAAUAUAAGCGUUGAAA